Messenger RNA from Microthlaspi erraticum, 462 nucleotides. Lineage: Eukaryota; Viridiplantae; Streptophyta; Magnoliopsida; Brassicales; Brassicaceae. The record is from the annotation of a GenBank genome assembly.
AUGGCAGAAGCAGCGACGAGAAGACAAGGCGGUUGGAGGCAACAAUUGCCGCCACCUCCAAGAGGCGUUAACCAAUCUGCUCUUCCUAAAACUGAACCUGUCGAUCGUGAGAAGACAUGUCCCCUGCUUCUUCGUGUUUUCACCAAGAGUGGUGGCCAUCACACCAAGGAAGAUUAUGCUGUGAGAGGCAAAGAACCAAAGGAUGAAGUUCAAAUUUACACAUGGAAAGACGCCAAUCUUCGCGAGCUAACAGAUUUGGUCAAGGAAGUCUCUGUAGCAGCUAGGAGAAGGACUGCAAGAUUAUCUUUUGCGUUUGUUUAUCAAGACAAGAACGGUCGCUUUACUGUCAGACAGGUUGGUCAGACGAUGUCUUAUCCUAACCGGAAACAGCCAGACGACAGCAAAACGCUCUCUGACCUUCACUUCGUGAUUGGAGACUAUCUGGAUGUGGCAAUUUACUAG